Molecule: messenger RNA, 6416 nt
Organism: Engraulis encrasicolus (European anchovy)
Lineage: Eukaryota; Metazoa; Chordata; Actinopteri; Clupeiformes; Engraulidae
Gene: arfgef1
Product: ADP-ribosylation factor guanine nucleotide-exchange factor 1 (brefeldin A-inhibited)
Exons: 40
Coding region: 196-6243 (2015 amino acids)
Biological process (GO): regulation of ARF protein signal transduction
Molecular function (GO): guanyl-nucleotide exchange factor activity
Source: RefSeq, a predicted model, not a curated record
CGUGCGUGACGUCGUUUCCUUCCAACAUGGCGCAGGCAGGUUGCUGAUGGAAAACUGAGGGAUUUACCCCACCUUCUGGGUUUAUUUAUGUUUGUCUAUUAAAGUAAGAAUCGGUGUAGUUUUCAAAGGAAUAUCCAUAACUGAAGAAAAUCUCGCCUUUGGGACAGGUCCUCAUCGGCCCCGUUACAGCGCGUCAUGUAUGAAGGCAAAAAGACGAAAAACAUGUUUUUAACCCGAGCUCUGGAAAAGAUAUUAGCCGACAAGGAGGUUAAAAAGGCUCACCAUUCUCAACUGCGCAAAGCUUGCGAGGUGGCAUUAGAGGAAAUAAAAGCAGAGUCAGAGAAGUUAAGUCCGCCCCCUCCAGACGGCAAAUCGGGUUCCAGCACUCUCCCGCCAAUCAAGUCCAAGACCAACUUCAUCGAGGCGGACAAAUACUUCCUCCCCUUCGAGUUGGCCUGCCAGUCCAAAUGCCCGCGCAUAGUCAGCACCUCACUGGACUGUCUGCAGAAACUAAUCGCCUAUGGCCACCUCACGGGGAGCGCCCCGGACAGCACAGCCCCGGGCAAGAAGCUCAUCGACCGGAUCAUCGAGACCAUCUGCGGCUGCUUCCAGGGGCCUCAGACGGACGAGGGGGUGCAGCUGCAGAUCAUUAAGGCCUUGCUGACUGCAGUGACGUCUCAGCAUAUUGAGAUCCACGAGGGUACGGUUCUGCAGGCGGUGCGCACCUGUUACAACAUCUACCUGGCCAGCAAGAACCUCAUCAACCAGACCACGGCCAAGGCCACGCUCACCCAGAUGCUCAACGUCAUCUUCGCACGCAUGGAGAACCAGGCACUUACAAAUCACAAGAUUACUUGGGCGUCCAGAAAGCGUGAUCGCCAGCUGCAGGAGGCUAAACAGUUGGAGAGGGAGCGCCAGCGUCAACACUCCCCCAGCAGCCAGGCGGAGCCCGACUCCCCCCAGACCCCCCAGGCAGCGCCCCACGCCAGCACCCCCACCACCAAGACGCCCACACACCCGACGCCGUACCCAUACACCCCGUCUCCGAACACACCCUCGCCCUCGCCCCGGCCCGCCGCACAGCAGAACAGCCAGGAGGGAGGCGGCGGCAAGACGGAGACCGUAGAACCGGAGACCGUAGAACCGGUGACCGUAGAACCGGAGACAGAACCGGGGGCUGAGACGGAUCCGGGACCUCCCCUGGGACCGGAGACGGAGACGGGUCAGGAGGGUUCUCCGUCGUCCUCCUCGCCUUAUGAGAACCCGGAGCCGGAGAACGGGUCGGAGUUCUGCGCCGCGGAGAACGAACAGACGGAAGCGGACCAGGCCACCGCUGCAGCACAGAGUGCGGCGGCGGCCCAGCAGCAGAGCAUGGAGGCUGUAGAGGAGGGGGAGGGGCAGGUGGAGGGAGAGGGGGAGGAGGGGGCGCCCAACUACGAGGAGAAGGCCCAGGAGAUCGUCCAGAGCAUCCUGCAGGAGGUGGUCAACACCGUGGCUGGAGGUCACUGCCUGGCCCCUGUUCACCUGUGUUCAGAUGCCAAGGAGGCGGACGCGGACGGGGACGGGGAAGAAAGGGGCGGAGAGACCGAGGCAGAGGCGGGGCCAGAACCCGCCGAAGCUGAAACUACGCCCACGCCCACGCCCACUCCGGGCUCCCUGGAGGACGAGGGCGCGCUGGGCAGCGACAGCGAGAACGUCCACGCCAACGGAAUCCCGGGGACGCCCAUCUCCGCCAGCUUCACGCCCUCGCUGCCGGACGACCGCCUCUCCGUCUCCUCCAACGACACUCAGGAAUCGGGGACGACCACGGGGCCGGCGCCGGGCGCCAAGUUCUCCCACAUCCUCCAGAAGGACGCCUUCCUGGUGUUCCGCUCGCUCUGCAAGCUGUCCAUGAAGCCCCUGUCCGACGGACCCCCCGACCCAAAGUCUCAUGAGCUGCGUUCGAAGGUGCUGUCGCUGCAGCUGCUGCUCUCCAUUCUCCAGAACGCGGGGCCGAUCUUCAAGACCAACGAGAUGUUCAUCAACGCCAUCAAGCAGUACCUGUGCGUGGCGCUCAGCAAGAAUGGCGUCUCCUCCGUGCCCGAGGUCUUCGAGCUCUCGCUCUCCAUCUUCCUCACGCUGCUCUCCCACUUCAAGACACACCUCAAGAUGCAGAUCGAGGUGUUUUUCAAGGAGAUCUUUCUCUACAUCCUGGAGACGUCCACCAGCUCCUAUGACCACAAGUGGAUGGUCAUCCAGACCCUGACCAGAAUAUGUGCCGACGCCCAGAGUGUGGUGGAUAUCUAUGUGAACUACGAUUGUGACUUGAGUGCUGCUAACAUAUUCGAGAGGCUCGUCAACGACCUGUCCAAGAUCGCACAGGGCAGAGCGGGACACGAGCUGGGGACAACCCCCAUACAGGAGCUGACCCUGAGGAAGAAGGGUUUGGAGUGCCUGGUGUCCAUCCUGAAGUGCAUGGUGGAGUGGAGCAAAGACCAAUACGUCAACCCCAACUCCCAGACCAGCCUUGGCCAAGAGAAGCCCUGUGAUCAGGACAGUAGUGACAGCAAGCACCCGGAGACCAUUAAUCGCUACGGCAGCAUCAACUCUCUGGACUCCACCGCCUCCUCCGGCAUCGGCAGCUACAGCACACAGAUGUCCGGCACCGACAACCCCGAGCAGUUCGAGGUCCUCAAGCAGCAGAAGGAGAUCAUCGAGCAGGGCAUCGACCUGUUCAAUAAGAAACCAAAGAGGGGCAUCCAGUUCCUGCAGGAGCAAGGCAUGCUGGGAACUACCCCGGAGGACCUCGCCCAGUUCCUACACCAGGAGGAGAGGCUAGACUCAACUCAGGUGGGCGAGUUCCUGGGGGAUAACGAGCGCUUCAAUAAGGAGGUGAUGUACGCCUACGUGGACCAGAUGGACUUCCAGGGGAAGGACUUUGUGUCGGCGCUCCGCUUGUUCCUGGAGGGCUUCCGUCUGCCCGGCGAGGCCCAGAAGAUCGACCGGCUCAUGGAGAAGUUCGCCGCCAGAUACCUGGAGUGUAACCAGGGCCAAACUCUGUUUGCGAGUGCAGACACAGCAUAUGUCCUGGCCUACUCAAUCAUCAUGCUCACAACAGACCUGCACAGCCCACAGGUGAAGAACAAGAUGACGAAAGAGCAGUACAUCAAGAUGAACAGGGGCAUCAACGACAGCAAAGACCUGCCAGAGGAGUACCUGUCGGCCAUCUACGACGAGAUCGCAGGCAAGAAGAUCGCCAUGAAGGAAACGAAGGAGAUAGCCAUCAAAUCCAACAAGCAGAGUAUGGUGAGUGAGAAGCAGCGGCGUCUGUUGUAUAACGUGGAGAUGGAGCAGAUGGCUAAGACGGCUAAAGCGCUAAUGGAGGCCGUUAGCCACGUACAGGCACCUUUCACCAGCGCAACACACCUGGAACACGUCAGACCCAUGUUCAAGUUGGCGUGGACGCCCUUCCUGGCUGCCUUCAGUGUGGGCCUGCAGGACUGUGACGACACUGAGGUGGCCUCCCUCUGCCUGGAGGGGAUCCGCUGCGCCAUCCGGAUAGCCUGCAUCUUCACUAUACAGCUGGAGCGCGAUGCGUACGUGCAGGCGUUGGCGCGCUUCACACUGCUGACGGCCAGCUCUGGCAUCACGGAGAUGAAACAGAAGAACAUCGACACCAUCAAGACCCUCAUCACCGUGGCACACACCGACGGAAACUACCUGGGGAACUCCUGGCACGAGAUCCUGAAGUGCAUCAGUCAGUUGGAGCUGGCCCAGCUGAUCGGCACGGGGGUGAAGGCGCGCUACAUCUCGGGCACCAGCAGGGGCAAAGAAGGAUUCAUCAGCAGCACCCGGGAACAGAACUCAGACGAAUACCUGGGGCUGGGAGGCAAUGUGGACCGUAAGCAGAUCGCCAGCAUCCAGGAGUCCAUUGGGGAGACCAGCUCACAGAGUGUGGUGGUCGCGGUGGACAGGAUAUUUACGGGCUCCACCAGGCUGGACGGUAAUGCGAUUGUGGACUUUGUGCGCUGGUUGUGCGCGGUGUCGAUGGACGAGCUGGCCUCCCCGACGCACCCACGCAUGUUCAGCCUGCAGAAGAUCGUGGAGAUCUCCUACUACAACAUGGGCCGCAUCCGGCUGCAGUGGUCGCGCAUCUGGGAGGUCAUCGGAGACCACUUCAACAAGGUGGGCUGCAACCCUAAUGAGGACGUGGCUAUCUUCGCGGUGGACUCCCUGCGGCAGCUGUCCAUGAAGUUCCUGGAGAAGGGGGAGCUGGCCAACUUCCGCUUCCAGAAGGAUUUCCUGCGGCCCUUUGAACACAUCAUGAAGAAGAACCGCUCUCCCACUAUCAGGGACAUGGUGGUGCGCUGCAUAGCCCAGAUGGUCAACUCCCAGGCGGCCAACAUCCGCUCGGGCUGGAAGAACAUCUUCUCUGUCUUCCACCUGGCCGCGUCCGACCAGGACGAGAGCAUUGUAGAGCUGGCCUUCCAAACCACCGGGCACAUCGUCACGAAUGUAUUUGAGAAGCACUUCCUGGCCACCAUAGACUCCUUCCAGGACGCCGUCAAGUGUCUGUCUGAGUUCGCCUGCAACGCCUCCUUCCCCGACACCAGCAUGGAGGCCAUACGCCUCAUACGACACUGCGCCAAAUACGUCUCCGACAGGCCGCAGGCGUUUAAGGACUACACUAGUGAUGAUAUGAAUGUGGCUCCUGAGGAUCGUGUCUGGGUGCGGGGUUGGUUCCCCAUCCUCUUCGAACUCUCCUGCAUCAUCAACCGCUGCAAGCUCGACGUCAGGACCAGGGGUCUGACGGUGAUGUUUGAGAUCAUGAAGACCUAUGGCCACACCUUCGAGAAGCACUGGUGGCAGGACCUCUUCAGGAUCGUCUUCCGCAUCUUCGACAACAUGAAGCUGCCCGAACAGCAGACCGAGAAAGCGGAGUGGAUGACCACCACAUGUAACCAUGCGCUGUACGCCAUCUGUGACGUCUUCACGCAGUACUUCGAAUCGCUCAGCGAUGUCCUAUUGGACGACAUCCUCGCACAGCUCUACUGGUGUGUCCAGCAAGAUAAUGAGCAGCUGGCGCGGUCGGGCACCAACUGCCUUGAGAACGUGGUGAUCCUGAACGGGGAGAAGUUCAGCCUGGACACCUGGGACAAGACCUGCACCUGCAUGCUGGACAUCUUCAAGACCACCAUCCCACACGCGCUGCUAACGUGGAGACCAGCUGGGGCCGAGGGAGAACACAACACACACCUGGACUCAGACAAGCACCUGGACUCCAUUUCCCAGAAGUCCAUAGACAUCCACGUGCGCACGGAAGACCAGCAGUCGCUCAACAGCAAUGAGAAGGGCAGCAUGGAGAGCCGCCGACAGUCUCAGUACAGCACCAUGUCAGGCAUGAACGAGGACGGCCCCCGAGCAAGGACCCCUACCAAGGUGCAGGAGCAGCGUGUGUUCGCAGCGCUCCUCAUCAAGUGUGUGGUGCAGCUGGAGCUGAUCCAGACCAUCGACAACAUCGUCUUCUUCCCCGCCACCAGCCGGAAGGAGGACGCAGAGAACUUCGCAGCCGCGCAGAGGGAUGCUCUGGAUGCUGACGUUGCCGUGGAGACUCAGGACCAGGGCAUGUACCGCUACCUGACCUCAGAGCAGCUCUUCAAGCUGCUCGACUGCCUUCUGGAGUCCCAUCGCUUUGCCAAGGCCUUCAACUCCAACAACGAGCAGAGAACAGCACUCUGGAAGGCUGGCUUCAAGGGGAAGUCGAAGCCCAACCUGCUGAAGCAGGAGACGAGCAGCCUGGCGUGCGGCCUGCGCAUCCUCUUCCGCAUGUACACCGACCCCUCCAGACAACACGCCUGGCAGGAGGUGCAGAGGAGACUACUCAAUGUGUGUAGUGAUGCUGUGUCCUACUUCCUGACCCUGACAUCAGAGUCUCAUCGCGAGGCCUGGACCAACCUGCUGCUGCUCUUCCUCACCAAGAUCCUCAAGAUCAGCGACGAGCGGUUCAAGGCGCAUGCGAGCCGCUACUACCCUCUGCUGUGUGAGAUCAUGCAGUUUGACCUGAUCCCGGAGCUGCGCGCCGUGCUGAGGAAGUUCUUCCUGCGCAUCGGCCUGGUGUUCCAGAUCGCUCAGCUGCCCAGCGCGGACGUGGACGCAGACGCCCAGCCGGAACCGGGCCAGACGAGGCCCGUUACUACUAACGACGCCUUGGCCGACAACACCAACGACAUCGCUAUUGCUGCCUCCACCGAGCCCGAGAACUAGAACUUCCUCAAGGGCCGUACACCGAGCCCGAGAACUAGAACUUCCUCACAAGCAAACGAGGGGAGGAGCUCUCUACUCCUUUCUACUCCUCCUCCCCAAUCUCUCUGGCCCCCCACCACCUCCCACAAGUACAAGGCAUUCACUGAGAUUCCUACCCCUACUCUUCUCUACUC